Molecule: messenger RNA, 1002 nt
Organism: Acanthocheilonema viteae
Lineage: Eukaryota; Metazoa; Nematoda; Chromadorea; Rhabditida; Onchocercidae
Source: the annotation of a GenBank genome assembly
AUGAAUGACGCGGUGAUCGGAUUCAUAGCGUGCAUCAUAUCAAGUAUCGCUUUUGGCUUUAUGUUUGCACCUCUUCGUAAAUUUGAUAGCGGUGAUGGAUUAUAUGUGCAGUGGAUACAGUGUGCUAUUGUAUUCGUUCUCGGUUUUAUCAUUAAUAUUGUAAGAGGCUUUCCGGCGUUUAAUCCGAUCGCUAUGAUUGGCGGUAAUAUAGCAUCAGUUCAGAUCAUUAACCAUCUUGGUAUUGGUGUUGGUAUGUUAGUUUGGAGUUCUAUACAGGUAUUAGUUGGUUGGAGUGUAGCACGAUUUGGUUUUUUUGGUACACGUCCACAAUUAGUUUACAAUAAUGCAAUGAAUGUUAUUGGAUUGCUCUUUGUACUGCUCAGUGGAUUUAUGUUUGUUUUCGUCAAACACAAAAAUCAGGAACGACAUUCUACCGCAGAGGGUAAUGUGAUUUCCAUGCAGCAAAUUAAUAGCAAUACGGCACAAACGCAAAUUAAUAAUAUGAACAAAAUCACACCUCACGUAACAAAAGCAAAAAUUGGAUGUCUCGGGCUAUCGGUACUUCUGGGAGUUUUUCAUGGCUUAAUGAUGACUCCUAUUGUAUAUAUUCAAGAUAAUGAUUCGAAUGCAUCUCCUAAUGGCAAGCUUUUGGACUAUGUUUUCCCACAUUUCUGUGCAAUAUUUUCCUGCUCAACAGUUUAUUUCAUUGUCUAUUGUAUAUGGAUGAGAGGUCGUAUACAUGCUCCACCAGAACUGAUAUUGCCCUCAGCUAUUUAUGGAGUAUUGUGGUGUACUGGUAUGACAUUAUGGUUCAUUUCAAAUCGUUUACUAUCACAAACUGUUAGCUUCCCAAUCACUACACGGUUGCCAUCAACAAUUGGAGUUCUAGCAGAUGUGCUAAUUUUUAAGGAUGUUCAGGGCAAGAAAAAUUUGAUAAUCACAUUUUCGGCAGUUACUAUUGGUUUAAUUGGUGUACUGCUAAUCGCAUUUUCAAACCAGUAA